AUGACCCCUGAAGAAAUCGAAGCUGUUCUCCAAGGCCAGGGCCGCGGGGCAGCGGGGCAGGACAGACCAGCUACCGACGAUGAACAGCAGAAAGUCAAAUGGCUGCAAGAAGUCUUUGUCGAGUUAGAGAAGUUAUGGAUCGCAAGAGACCCGAGCAUCAAGUUGUAUGCCGAGAAGCUUGCCAUCGGCAGCCGCAAGGAACCAUGGAGGCUUCCACUCGGCGAGUCCGGGAUCCUCGAGUUCUUCUUGGAUGUCAUCGCGGAGCCCGAUACCUCUGAUGAUCUCGCUAUUCAAUGCCUCCGCCUCAUCGGCAACUCUUAUGAGAACCGCGAUCGUGUCGUCAAGGCGAAUGCUAUCCCAAACAUCAUGAGUUUCAUUUCCAACUCUGCGUUACGGCCAUUUGGCAUAACCGUGCUGUACAACAUCAUGGUGGACUACAAACCUGCCCAGUUGCAGGCCUCCAACUCAAAGCUCAGCUCAAAACUCGUAGAUAUCUUCUCCGGUCCUAAUCUCGAAGAUAUUCGACCCCUGAUAGACCUCAUCUGCAAAAGCCUCAACCUCCUCGCGACCCAAGAAUUCGAAGCAGCCAAUGCGGUCCCCCAAACUCCCUCUGUCCUACUCUCACUUGCCUUAACCCCCGCAUCCUUGGAAGACCCUGAGGACUUCCUCUCUCUCGUUUCCGUUGCCCAAGAAUAUCUCACUCACCGACCCCUUCAAACCGCCUUCAUCACCUCUGGCGGUAUCACCACUUUCCUCUCCGUCUUUGAAACGGCGAAUUCGCCGCGCUUCGAAUCCGAAUCCCUCGACAACCCUGAGCUCUCCUCCCAAGUCUCUGUCCUACAGAAAGUCCUUAUCAACGCUCUCUCCGAUAUCACGGACAACCCAGCCUUUGCGCAGACCCACCCGAUCUCGAGCCCCGUCUUCGCCCAGCUCGUUGACUGGCUCAAUUCUCCCAACCCUGCUCUGCAGUCUGCCGCGUGUCUUGCCCUAGGUAACCUCGCCCGUGACGAUGACUCGAGCCUUUCUCUAAUCAACACUUAUACAAUUCACACUCACAUCAUCAAAAUCCUCUCCGACCCAAGCAACACCAACACCCUCCUCAUCCACGCCGCCCUGGGCUUCCUCAAAAACCUCGCCAUCCCACCCCAGAACAAACACGUGCUGGGCCCACUCCUCCUAUCUCCAGAUGCCCUCCCCCGCAUCUGGGCUAUGGAUGCUCUUCCUCAAGUUCACCUGGCCGCUGCCUCCCUUACUCGCAUGCUUCUUGUAGACACGCCUGAAAAUGUCGAACUCCUCUGCAGUCCCUCCACCACAACAAACAGAUCAACGACCACUGACUCCUCGUCCCCCACUAUCGACUCAACCUUCCAUAAACUCCUGGCUCUAUUCGACAAGACAGACGACCCCGCAAAAACGGAAACGGCUCGCGCCGUCCUCCGUGUCGUACGCUCCCCACUUGGAUCUACCUCUCACGCUCUCUACGACUCGUAUCCUCACAUCCCCGACGCAAUUUCCCAUCUCAUCACACAAACUCGCUGGCCAGCUCUCCGCUCCGAGACUAUCAGCGUUCUAGCGCAGGCUUCGCGCUCCGAGGCAGCGCUCCCCAUGCUCCACCGCCUGUUUUCUAGGAACGAGAACUUCGCCGUCUUGGGGGAUGCUGUAAAAGGCAUUGCGCCUCAGCCGGAGGAGGGGAAAGAUUCUGAUGCUCUAGCUGCGGAGGUCAUGAGGGCCGGUGCGGAACAAGCUGCGGCGACGGCCGUGAGGAGAGAGGGAGCUGACACGGAGGGUACCACGACUACGGCUGCCGCACUUCCUCUGAGGGCGGAUCAGGAGAACUCGCUCAUUAUUGUGUGGAAUCUUAUCUUGUGGAUGAAGCAAGGUGAUGGGGAAGGUAUUCAAGCUGUUGAAGGGGAGCAACUUAAGAGUGUGGGGGAAUUUGAAGAGCUGAUGAAGGAAGGUAGCUCACUUCUGGGUAGUAAGGAAGAGGGUUCCGAGCCCCUUGGCCAAUAA
Messenger RNA from Scedosporium apiospermum, 2010 nucleotides. RefSeq lists its product as uncharacterized. The transcript has 5 exons. Gene Ontology annotation, cellular component: cytosol. NCBI's taxonomy places the organism in Eukaryota, Fungi, Ascomycota, Sordariomycetes, Microascales, Microascaceae. The coding region runs from base 1 to 2010 and encodes 669 amino acids. Gene Ontology annotation, biological process: positive regulation of GTPase activity. Gene Ontology annotation, molecular function: guanyl-nucleotide exchange factor activity. The record is from RefSeq and is a predicted model, not a curated record.